Molecule: messenger RNA, 931 nt
Organism: Bicyclus anynana (squinting bush brown)
Lineage: Eukaryota; Metazoa; Arthropoda; Insecta; Lepidoptera; Nymphalidae
Gene: CPH6
Product: cuticle protein 16.5-like
Exons: 1
Coding region: 74-829 (251 amino acids)
Source: RefSeq, a predicted model, not a curated record
AAGAAAUGAGCAUCAGUCAGCCGUGUCGGUUUGAAGUGAUCUUCCGGUAUUAUAAACACAGACCACGUUCACAAUGAGAUCGCUGGUGGUGUUGUGCGCUGCGUUGGCCUGUGUUGCCGCGCAACCGGCUAAGAACGACAAGAGGUCCAUCGGCUACGUAGCUUACGGAGGCGCUGUUGUCGAGCCAGUAGUAGAAACCGUAUACUCCGCACCUUCAGUGUACUCCGCUCCCACGGUAUAUGCCGCCAACACUGUAUACGCCGCUCCAGCUGCCGUGUCUCACCAGUCUCGUGUGGACGUGAAAUCAUCUCCUGCUUUUGUCGCCACCGCACCAGCUGUUGUUGCGUCUGCACCAGCCGUUGUUGCCGCCCGCACCUACGUUGAGCCCGUCGUGAGUGCUCCCGCGGUCGUCGCUUCGCAAGUGGUUCCCGCCGCUGUUUCGCACCAGUCCCGCGUAGACGUACGCACUUCUCCCGCUGUCGUCGCUUCUGCUCCCGCUGUCGUUGCCGCUCCGUCCGUCGUGGCCGCUGCUCCCGCUGUCGUCGCCGCGCGCACUGUUGUUGAGCCAGUGAGCACCGUCGUGUCUGCGCCCGCUGUUGUCAGCGCUCCUUCCGUGUACUACGCUGCUGGUCCCACCGUCUACGCUGGCGGUUCCGCCGUGUCUCAACAGUCUCGUGUGGACAUCAAGAGCUCCCCCGCUGUGAUCACUGAGCAAGUAGUGCAGCCCUCGUACGAAUACUUCGCUUCGCCCUCCGUGGUCGCCGCCGGACCAGCCGUGGUCGACGCUCGCUCUGUCUACGCUCCCUCAGUUUACUCUCUCUGGAAAUAGGAUGCCAAAUUGUAAUUACUUUUUAUUAUUAAAAAGUUAAUUAUAAAACACGAAAAAUUUAAAAUAAUUUGCCCGAAUAAUGAAUAAAUUUUAAAAUAGGAA